This is a messenger RNA of Fraxinus pennsylvanica, 858 nucleotides long. NCBI's taxonomy places the organism in Eukaryota, Viridiplantae, Streptophyta, Magnoliopsida, Lamiales, Oleaceae. The record is from the annotation of a GenBank genome assembly.
AUGAAGCGGCUUGCGAUAUUGCAUUUGGGCAACAAUAAUUUCACUGGUGAAUUGCCUUCCUCUUUGAAGAAUUGCAGGAUAUUGAGAAAGUUAGAUUUGGGAGGAAACAAGUUGACAGGUACAAUUCCAGCAUGGAUAGGAACACACCUAACAAAUUUGGUAGUUCUUAGCCUUCGAUUUGAUAGUUUUCAUGAAUCCAUUCCUACAACAAUUUGCCACCUUACCGAUAUUCACGUCAUGGACCUUUCUAGAAACAACAUUUCUGGAAAAAUUCCACGAUGUUUAAACAAUCUUACUUCUUUGGUUCAAAAUGAUGGUCCAACUUUUCUCAAAUUUAGUCCCACUCUGGUAUUUGUCGGGGAACCAUCAGAUGACGAUGACAAUGCUUUGGUUCAAUGGAAAGGACAAGACGCAGAGUAUAAAAGACUAAGAAAUUUGAAAGGCAUUGAUCUUUCUAGCAAUAAGUUAGUUGGAACUAUUCCUCAUACAUUUUCUGAUUUGAGAGUUUUAGAUUUCAUCAACUUAUCUAGAAACCAUUUAACAGGGAAUAUCAUUUCAAGUAUUGGUAAACUGGACACAUUGGAAUGGCUUGAUUCGUCUAGAAACCAACUUUCUGGGGAGAUUCCGAAUGGCCUUGCAAAUCUACAUUUUCUUAGUGUUUUGGACUUAUCAUACAAUAAUUUGAUGGGGAAGAUUCCACUACGCACUCUUGACUCAUCUUCAUACAAUGGGAACAACCAACUCUGUGGGGAUCCAUUGGCAAGGUGUCCUCCUGACCCUUCUGUCACUGAUCAUGGCAAGGUGCCGCUUUUUGGAAAAGUUGAUGACUGGAGUGGUGCACGGGUUGUGACUGUCUGA